Molecule: messenger RNA, 2107 nt
Organism: Cryptomeria japonica (Japanese cedar)
Lineage: Eukaryota; Viridiplantae; Streptophyta; Pinopsida; Cupressales; Cupressaceae
Product: two-component response regulator ORR23
Exons: 5
Coding region: 335-1891 (518 amino acids)
Biological process (GO): cytokinin-activated signaling pathway; regulation of DNA-templated transcription; phosphorelay signal transduction system
Cellular component (GO): nucleus
Molecular function (GO): DNA binding; DNA-binding transcription factor activity
Source: RefSeq, a predicted model, not a curated record
GCUUUGUUUUUCGGAAUGCGUGCGGCAUUAUGGAUUAUCUGUAAUAAUGGGAUGUUUGAGAUUGCUAAUUUAGGUAGGGUUUUAUUUUUUUAAUUUGUUUUGAUCCGAGGUCGUUUUCGAAUUCGGGGAUGGAAUUGAAGGUGAGGAACGUUGGACCAAUGUGGAGGAGACAGCUAAAAGAUGCUUGGGUUAUGGAAGUGCUUGUUAUAGCGAUGGUGUAUUCGUGUCCUUCGCUGAAGUCUCGUCCCAUGGAAAAUGCAAACCUACCAACAUCAAAGAAAAGCACCAGCAGCAUCCUUUCUCCAUUCUCUUCGCAAGUUGGACAAGUGGAGAAAUGUCGUCUGCUGGCGGAGAGGAGGGAAUGAUGAUGACCUUGUCGAUGAGGAAGAAGCGGCAGCAGCGAGUUGAGAAGUUUAGUCCCAAGGGAUUGAGGGUUUUACUUGUUGACGACAAUCCUCUGUGUGUUGCGUCUCUGGAGAGAAUGCUUCUGCAAUGUCAGUAUAAUGUGACAUUGUGUCCGCGCGUAUCGCAAGCGGUUUCGUUGCUGUCGGAGAGCAGAGGGAGGUUUGAUAUAGUUAUGUGCGAGGUGUAUUUGCAGGAAGAUGACGGCUUUAAAUUACUGGAGAUCGCCGGGUUGGGGUCAGAUUUGCCUGUUGUAUUGAUGUCUGCAAAAGGAGAAACGAGCGUGGUAAUGCGAGGCGUAACACAUGGCGCCUGUGAUUUCUUGAUCAAACCGAUUCGAAUGGAGGAGCUCCGCAACAUUUGGCAGCAUGUUGUUCGGAGGAGGCAUCGACAGCCGUACCAGGAGCACUGUAAGUUAAAUACUUAUGUGUGGGACGACAGUAUGGGAGGCGUUCUAUCCGACGGCGGGAGAACAAAGGAUUCUGCCGAGUGUUGUUCGAAAAAGAGAAAAGAUCAAGCUCCACUUCAGGAGAGUGACACGGAGCAGAUCAUUGAAGACAUCAGCGGCCUCAAGAAGGCUCGUGUGCAUUGGACCGUCCAGCUCCAUCAACAGUUUAUCAGUGCUGUAAACCAGCUGCAAAUCGACAAGGCGGUUCCUAAGAGGAUACUAGAAAUCAUGAAAGUGCAGGGCCUCACUCGAGAGAACGUUGCGAGCCAUUUACAGAAGUACCGGCUCUACUUGAGGCGUCUGAGCGGGACAAUUCCAGAGCCACGACCGAUUGCUUCGUUCCAGGCUGCCGGAGAAGGCAAAUCCGGUGGUUCCAUGCAAAUCCGGCAAGGCGGCCGUAAUAAUCAGCAACAACAGCAGGACCAGUACAACCAGCAUCAAUCCCUCUCGCCGCCCUCCACUUUGAAGGCUUUAAAUAUUCGAGGCGGCGGAACGACAUCUUCUUCUCGGAGCAGUGGCGGCUGCGGCAAUGGAGUCAUAGACAAAGCAACCCUAAUUUCCCUGCAACAGUACCAAGCUUACGAGCAGAAGCAGGCGGCCGCAAUUGAGGCACAAUCAAGUUCCAUAGGAGGUCUCCAUAUCGAAACCAGUGGGGGUUUAUCUCGUAAAUCGCGAAAGAAGAAUCGCUUUGCAACUGACAACCCUAUGGCGGUGCCUGUUGCUGCGCCUGACGGCUUAAACAGCAGCAACAAUAAUAUCUCUGUCAAGGUUGAGGACAUCAUCGCCAAUUCACAAUCCUCCUCCCUUUCAUUCACAGGUUCCACUGGAAAGAUAUCGUUUAAUGCUCAAGAAGAACAAAAGCCUGAGAAAUUCUCAUCAUGGAAUGACACGGAAGAUUUGUUCGUGGACAAGUUUGUUCACGAAUAUGAGUUUCCUAAUUUAGCAGUCCCCGAUCAAGAUUUUAUGUCAACUUCUGCUAUGCCUGUUGCUGCAGAUAUUUCAGAUUAUCUCAUUGACGAUUUGCUGGCUCAGUCUAAGUGAGCAAAAUCGUCAUGGCUGACCUUACUGUUAAAAGCUGUUCUGUUAUACUCAUCAUCUCUCUCUCCCUAUAUAUAUAUACACUAUACUCUCAGAAACUCAGGUACGUAAAGUUUGCAUCUUUCGUUCCUUUACGUAAAUAUAAUAAAACCAAUGAAGGCUUGUUAUGUAAAACAAAUUCUAGUUUGGAUUAUAAAAUAUGCUCAAGAGUUUUUACAG